Molecule: messenger RNA, 848 nt
Organism: Jatropha curcas
Lineage: Eukaryota; Viridiplantae; Streptophyta; Magnoliopsida; Malpighiales; Euphorbiaceae
Source: RefSeq, a predicted model, not a curated record
AUGGGAGUUGGUGUUGAAGAAGUAGAUUUGAGUAGAGAGAUUAGAACAGGUGCGAAGAGAGAUAUGCGUUUGAUGAAGGUGAAAGCUGCAGAAGACAAAUACAAAGGCCAGUUGAAAGGUGUUACUUUUGACGGUUAUCUUGAACGAAAUGAAGAUAAUAGACUUCAAAAGAAGAUUAACGAUUCCAAUGCCAAAAACACAGGAACUGAUACAGAGAGACCAGAAGUUAGCCUGGUAGAGAUGGUGUCAACAGUGGGCACCUAUGACUAAUAUUUAACUGAUUGGGAAUAGCAGAGUGGUUCAAUCAAAGUCACGGUUGGACUAACUGGUUUGUUAGAAAGUGAGAGGACUCGAUAUACAACAACACAAGACCAAAUAAAGGAGGAAGUAUAUGGUACACUACUAGCAGAAAAACCAAUGGGCGUUAAUGAUCACUUCCUUACCUACCAUCUUGAUCUUGAUGUGGAUGGAGCUUCAAACUCAUUUAAUCAAAUCCAAGAUGCAAAUGACACCAAUUACUCCAAAAUCUCUCUCCCAGAAAGAGCUACUGGAAAGUUAUUAAGUGAAGUGGCUAAAACUGAAUCUGAUGCAAGGAUUAAGCUUGGUUUGGAAGAAGCUGAUUUAUUAGUGGUUAAUCCCAAUAAAAAGAGGACCAAAAUGGGAAACUUGAUUGGUUACCGUUUUUUGAUCCCUGGAUAGCCACAAGUGCCUCUCUUAUCAGAAGAUGAAUUAUACACAAAUUAGGGGAGCUUUUACCAAAGUAUAAUGUGUGGGUUUACACCAUAUAACAAGUCUGAAAAGUGGGCAAGGGGGACUAUAUGCAGAUCAGAGCAGAGGAGAUUGAUACU